Paramuricea clavata is the source of this 5658-nucleotide messenger RNA. The record is from the annotation of a GenBank genome assembly. Lineage: Eukaryota; Metazoa; Cnidaria; Anthozoa; Malacalcyonacea; Plexauridae.
AUGAGUGAAGAAGCAACAAAGAAACGUAAGAUUCGGGGUGGACAUAGAACCUCAACUAAGAGAACAAUAAAUGCUUCAUCAACAAUUCUUGACGAUUUUGAUCCUUCAAAUAAACAACUUACCGAGAAGUUAUUACAACAAAAGAUUACAUUAAAGGAAAAACUAGACAUUCUGCAAAAUUUAGACAAUGAUAUACUAGCUAUUACUGAGGAGAAAGAUAUUGAAAAGGAGAUUGAAGAAAGUGAUCUUUUAAGAGAGAGAAUACAUGCUACAAUUGUCAGAAUUGAUUCUGUAGUGAGCCCUAUGAGCCUACCUCCAUCACCAAGUCCAGAAGGAACUCAAGAAGAAGGGAAUUCUCAUAAUUCUAGUAUUAUAAGUCAUUCGUCGGCCAAGAUAAAGCUACCAAAAUUGAGUUUAAAGAAGUUUAAGGGAGAUAUUAAGGAGUGGACUCCAUUUUGGGACAGUUAUACUUCAGCUAUUCAUGACAAUCCUGACCUAAGUGAUAUUGAUAAAUUUAACUAUUUGAACUCGCUACUUGAAUCAAAGGCAGCAGAAGCAAUUGCUGGGUUAAAGAUUACAUCAGCAAACUAUCAGGAAGCAGUUGACGUGUUAAACCAGAGAUUUGGCGACAAGCAACAGAUUAUUAAUUCACAUAUGGACAGCCUUCUUCAACUACCUGCAGUAACAAGCCUUCAUGAUGUUCAAAGUAUUAGACAGCUUUACAACAAGGUUGAAUCACAUAUCAGAGGUCUCAAGUCUUUGGGAGUAGAGACUGCGACAUAUGGUAAUCUAAUGAUCUCAAUAUUGAUGCAACGGCUGCCACCGGGUUUACGUAUUAUUGUAACAAAGAAGAUGCAAGAGGAUGAAUGUUCUUUGGAUAAACUUAUGACAAUCUUUCGACAGGAAUUAGAGGCUAGAGAAAGAGCAAAUCUGCAGUGUUUACCUUCAUCAAAGUCCAGUUAUCAACGAAAUAAACCGGGAACAGCUGCUACUCUUUUCACGGGACUGCAUGACACUACCUGUUCUUAUUGUCAAGGAAAGCACUUAUCUGCAAACUGCAAGACAGUGACCAAUGUAGCUGCAAGGAGAGAUAUUCUGAAACGAAGUGGACGGUGUUUUGUAUGUUUAAGGAAAAACCAUAUUAGUAGGGAAUGCCAAUCGAACAUAAAAUGUUUUAAAUGUGGUAGACGACAUCAUGGAAGUCUGUGCAUGGGCGGCCAACCCCGACAACAACACCCUAAUUCUGACCCACCAACCAACCAGCAAGAACCUCGGCAUCCACGUCAGCCCGCAACAGAGACAGAGAAAGGGGACGAAACCGGAAUUGGUGGCAAGAACUUACCAGCACAACCGAACAGAGAAAGAGAUCAACAACAACAACAACAGCAAGCUACUACAAGUCAAACCAUGUAUGUUGGCACAAGAACAUCCAUCUUGUUGCAGACAGCGAAGGUCAACAUAUACAAGCCCGGAAUGCAGGAAAAUAGAGUAAAUGCUCGACUUAUACUGGAUAGUGGGAGCCAACGUUCUUUCGUGACAACCAGAGUGAAGAAUCAAUUAAACCUUGAUGCAGAAGGAACAGAAAACCUCAUGAUUAAGACAUUCGGAGGCGAAGCAGAGGAACUACAAACAUGUGAAUUUUUGCACUUCAACAUUGAGACAGAAUCUACUUAUCCCGAUCUUCCCCUCACAGCAUUUGUAGUACCCACAAUUUGUCAACCCCUCAGACACCAAACAACCCAAACGGCACAGGAAAUUUACCAUCAUCUCGAAGGUCUUAAUCUUGCAGAUCUUAAUACUGGCGAAGAAGAGUUAGAAGUUGAUAUUUUGGUGGGAUCUGAUCAAUAUUGGAAUUUAAUAACUGGAGCAGUUAGACGGGGAGAUUCUGGACCCAACGCAAUGAGAACAAAGGUCGGCUGGGUUCUAUCUGGUCCUGUAACAGAUCCUGUGAGUGAGAAAACCAGUGUUAACUUGGUGAACACGCAUGUUCUGAAGUUUGCAACACAACCAUUGACCCCUGAUGCAACAGAUAUGACACAAGAAUUACGAAGAUUCUGGGAACUAGAAUCAUUAGGUGUUUUCCCCAAUGACGAGUCAGUCUAUGAGAAAUUCACACAAUCAAUCAAGCUGAAAGAUAAACGGUACGAAGUGGAAUUGCCAUGGAAGGAAUCUCAUCCUGUUCUUCCAGACAACUACCAACUGAGCGAAAAACGGUUGAAGCAUCUACUAACACGAUUGAGAAAGGAUCCAGAGAUACUGCAAGAGUAUGACAAUGUCAUAAAGGAGCAACUAAAGGAAGGAAUUGUGGAAGUGGUCGAUGAGCAACACCCUGGAGAAAUUGGUAAAGUCCAUUACCUUCCGCACCACGCAGUAAUACGAAGAGACAAAUCCACAACGAAGAUGAGAAUUGUAUAUGAUGCCUCGGCAAAGGACAAUGGCCCAUCUUUGAACGACUGUCUAUAUACAGGUCCUGCAUUGGCACAGAACAUACUUGAUAUUCUUCUUCGGUUCCGUUGUCACAAAGUCGCUCUUGUUGGGGACAUUGAGAAGGCCUUUCUUAUGCUGCAGAUCCAAGAAUCCGAUCGAGAUGUCCUACGUUUUUUAUGGGUGGACGACAUUAAAAAUCCCAACCCAAAGAUUACAACGCUACGGUUUACGAGAGUGGUAUUUGGAGUGUCCUCAAGUCCUUUCCUCUUGAACGCAACAGUUAAGCACCAUAUGGAACAGUAUCGAAACAUUGACCCAGAAUUUGUUGAAAAAUUCCUUGAAUCCAUUUACGUUGACGAUUUAAACGCAGGUGAUGAAAACGAUGAUGAAGCGUUCCUGCUUUACAAGAAAUCGAAGCUUCGACUCGCAGAAGGAGGAUUUAACUUGAGAAAGUUCUUUUCGAACUCACCUACAUUGAUGAACCAAAUAAAUGAGAAUGAAGUCCAAUUGCUUGCAGACUGCAAUGAUGAACAAGAUACCCUCCAAACCAGUGAAAGUAUUAGUCAAGGUGAAUCGAGAUCAAGCCAAACAUUGAGAAUGGAACAUGACCAGUCAUACACAAGGGAGACAACUGGUAACUUGUCUGAACCAGUCGAGAAAUGCGAACAAAAGAUUUUAGGAGUUAAAUGGAACUAUCAAGAGGACUGUUUUGUGUUUGAUUUGGGACCAAUUGCUCAGGCAGCAAAGGAAUGCGAACCAACGAAGAGGAAUAUCAUCAGUAUCGCAUCGAAAUUCUAUGAUCCUCUUGGAUUUAUCUCACCCAUUAUUGUGCAAAUGAAGCUAUUAUUUCAGUCAUUGUGUGACAGUGGAAUUGAAUGGGAUGCACCCAUAACCGAGGAACUGAAAUCGAAGUGGUUAAAACUUGUUAAUGAUUUGCAAGAAACGAAACCAAUGACACUGCCUAGAUACUAUUUUGUGCACAUUAAGGAGAAGGUAUUAGCUCGCCAACUUCACGGGUUCUGCGAUGCCUCAAUUUCAGCUUAUGCAGCUGUGGUGUACCUUGUAGUUACGACCACAACGCGGAGAUAUGCAACAUUUGUCACAGCGAAGACGAGAGUAGCACCGAGCCAGAAACAAACGAUUCCAAGACUAGAACUCUUAUCUGCAGUUAUCCUUUCACGACUUAUGAAGAAUACCUAUGAAGCACUCAAAUCUGUUCUAGAACUGGAUGAAAAUGUUGUAUGUUGGACAGAUUCGUUGGUCAGCUUAUAUUGGAUAAGAGGCGAAACGAAAGAAUGGAAACAGUUUGUCCAGCUGAGAGUUAAUGAAAUUCGAAGCCUUAUCUGUUCAUCAUCAUGGCGACAUUGCCCCGGCGUAGAUAAUCCAGCAGACAUCCCAACUCGAAGCAUUAAGUGUUCAGAACUCGGACAGUGUGAACUCUGGCGAAAUGGACCCCCAUGGCUGUCAGAAGAAUUGCAACCUAACGACGAAUUGAUAGACGAGCCUUCACCUUCGGAAGAAUGUUUACGAGAGCUUAAGAAGAAGCCACACCAUUCACCAACUGCGCUGUUAACCGAAGCGACAGGUCAAGGUAUAAAGGAAUUAAUGAACAUUGCAACAUUCUCGAAUUACCAUCGGCUUCUAAGAGUUACGGUGUAUGUACUAAGAUUUGUUCGAAAAUUGAAGGCCAACGUGAAGAGAAGAGCUGAUAAAUCCCAAGAAAGGUUGAAGAAUUCUUGGCUUGAAGAGAUAAACGAAGCUGAAACGCUCUGGCUAAAGGAAAUGCAAACAUCACUUCCCGAACAUUUGAAGUAUCAAGAUUGGAGACGGCAGUUUGGAAUAUUUGUCGACGAGAAAGGGAUAACUAGAUGCGGUGGAAGAUUGGAAAAUGCCAAUAUUCACGAGUCAGCGAAGCAUCCUAUCUUGCUCGAUCCACGACAUCAGCUAACACGUCUUAUCGUAAGAUAUUGCCAUGAAAGAGUGAAGCACUGCGGAACGAAGGCAACCUUGACUGAAUUACGGUCGCGGUUUUGGAUAGUUAGAGGCCGACAGUACAUACGAAGCGUCAUCUAUCAAUGCGUCGUCUGCCGAAAACAAGAAGGAGAACCCUACCGUGCGCCACCACCUCCUCCAUUGCCAGAAUGUCGCGUGAAAGAGGACUUUCCGUUCGCUAACACUGGCGUAGAUUUCGCUGGACCGUUAUAUGUAAAGAAUCCUGAUUCGAAGGUAUGGAUCUCAUUGUACACGUGUUGUGUGACUCGAGCGGUACACCUCGACCUGGUGCCUGAUAUGUCAACCGAAGCCUUUCUAAGAAAUUUUCAGAGAUUUUGCGCUAGAAGAGGAGUACCAUCGCUGGUUAUAUCAGACAAUGCAAAAACCUUCAAAUCGGCUUCGCGAAAGCUUACGUCUCUAUUUGAAUGCCCAAGAAUAAUUAACCAUUUCACCUCAUCAAAGAUCAAGUGGUCAUUUAUCCUCGAAAAGGCCCCUUGGUGGGGUGGAUUCUACGAAAGAAUGAUCAAAUCAGUGAAAAGAUGUCUACGUAAAACACUAGGGAACGCGCGACUUACGUAUGAAGAACUCCUUACGGAACUUGUCGAGAUAGAAGCCAUUCUGAAUUCGAGACCACUAACAUACACAUCAACAGAAGAUUGCGAAGAACCCGUUACACCAUCACAUCUCAUGCAUGGUCGAAGACUUCUUUCCUUGCCAACGCAAGACGAAGUGGAAGACAAAGAUUGGGAACCAACGUCAACGGAUAUUGCAAAACGUGAAAGGCACUUGGCUUCUCUACUAGAUCAUUUCUGGAGAAGAUGGAAAACCGAGUAUUUAUUGGAAUUGAGAGAAGCGCAUAGAGACAGAAAAUCGGUACAAUCGAAUAAAGAAUUGAUAAAGAUAAAUGAUAUCGUAAUCGUGCAUGACGAAAACCGUUCUCGAAGUCUUUGGCGACUUGGCAGAGUGAUGCACUUAGUUCGUGGUAAUGAUGGUAAGGUUCGUGGAGCUAAAGUGAAAGUCGCUGAGAGAGGCAAGAAACCAACAACGCUUCGACGUCCUAUACAAAAGCUGUACCCAAUUGAAAUCGGUAAUCAGGACAUAACCCAACAGAAAGUAGACAUGGACUCAACGACAAUCCAACCACAGAAAGAAGAGUCUAUAACUCAGAGACCUCGACGCGCAGCAGCAGUCAAGGCCACAGAGAAACGAAGAGAAUUGAUACGAAACGAACAGUUAUAA